Messenger RNA from Condylura cristata (star-nosed mole), 2441 nucleotides. RefSeq names its product transducin-like enhancer of split 2 (gene TLE2). The transcript has 20 exons. The record is from RefSeq and is a predicted model, not a curated record. Bases 72 to 2306 code for a protein of 744 amino acids. Gene Ontology annotation, molecular function: protein binding; transcription corepressor activity. Gene Ontology annotation, cellular component: transcription regulator complex; nucleus. Lineage: Eukaryota; Metazoa; Chordata; Mammalia; Eulipotyphla; Talpidae. Gene Ontology annotation, biological process: negative regulation of canonical Wnt signaling pathway; regulation of DNA-templated transcription.
CCCACCGCUGCCUCGCCUCCCCCCCCAUAUUGUCAAUCUUCUUUGGCGUGGGGUCUUUUCGGAUUGGCAGAAUGUACCCCCAGGGAAGACACCCGACCCCUCUCCAGUCCGGCCAACCCUUCAAGUUCUCGAUCUUGGAGAUCUGCGACCGCAUCAAAGAGGAAUUCCAGUUUCUUCAGGCUCAGUACCACAGCCUCAAGCUGGAAUGUGAGAAGUUGGCCAGCGAGAAGACCGAAAUGCAGCGACAUUAUGUCAUGUACUAUGAGAUGUCCUACGGGCUCAACAUUGAGAUGCACAAGCAGGCCGAGAUUGUGAAGCGCCUCAGCGGGAUCUGUGCCCAGAUCGUCCCCUUCCUGACCCAGGAGCACCAGCAGCAGGUGCUGCAGGCCGUAGAGCGAGCCAAGCAGGUGACCGUGGGGGAGCUGAACAGCCUCAUCGGGCAGCAGCUCCAGCCCCUGUCCCACCACCCCCCCACGGUGCCCCUGGCCCCUCGCCCCGCCGGGCUGGUGGGCGGCAGCGCCACGGGGCUGCUGGCCCUGUCCGGAGCACUGGCCGCUCAGGUGCAGCUGGCCGCGGCCGCCAAGGAGGACCGGGCUGGUGUGGAGGCCGAGGGGGCCAGAGUGGAGAGAGCCCAGAGCAGGAGCGCCUCCCCGUCGCCGCCUGAGAGCGUGGUGGAAGAGGAGCGGCUGAGCGGCCCCGGGGGCAGUGGGAAGCAGAGAGCUGACGACAAGGAGCUGUCUGGGCCGUAUGAAAGCGAUGAAGACAAGAGCGAUUACAACCUGGUGGUGGAUGAGGACCAACCCUCCGAGCCCCCCAGCCCAGCCACCACCCCGUGCGGAAAGGCACCCAUCUGCAUCCCCCCCCGCCGGGACCUUGUGGAUAGUCCGGCCUCCUUGGCCUCCAGCCUCGGCUCACCUCUCCCCAGAACCAAGGAGCUCGUCCUGAACGAGCUUCCCGCCAGCACUCCGGCCCCCAAGUCCUGUGACUCCUCCCCACCCCAGGACACGUCCACCCCCGGGCCCAGCUCAGCCAGCCACCCCCGCCAGCUCACUGCCAAACCAACACCUUCCACCGACAGUAUCGCCCUGAGGAGCCCCCUGACCCUGUCCAGCCCCUUCACCACAGCCUUCAGCCUUGGGUCCCACAGCGGCGCCCUUAAUGGGGACCUCUCUGUGCCCAGCUCCUACGUGAGCCUCCACCUGUCCCCCCAGGUCGGCGGCUCUGUGGUGUACGGACGCUCUCCCAUGAUGGCUUUUGAGUCUCACCCACACCUCCGAGGAUCAUCCAUCUCCUCCUCCCUGCCCACCAUCCCUGGGGGAAAGCCGGCCUACUCGUUCCACGUGUCCGCCGACGGGCAGAUGCAGCCGGUGCCCUUCCCGUCCGACGCGCUGGUGGGCGCCGGCAUCCCGCGGCACGCGCGGCAGCUGCACACGCUGGCGCACGGAGAGGUGGUCUGCGCCGUCACCAUCAGCGGCUCCACGCAGCACGUGUACACGGGCGGCAAGGGCUGCGUGAAGGUGUGGGACGUGGGCCAGCCGGGCGCCAAGACCCCUGUGGCCCAGCUGGACUGCCUGAACCGGGACAACUACAUCCGUUCCUGCAAACUGCUGCCAGAUGGCCGCAGUCUGAUCGUGGGCGGCGAGGCCAGCACCUUGUCCAUUUGGGACUUGGCAGCUCCCACGCCCCGCAUCAAGGCCGAGCUGACCUCAUCGGCCCCUGCCUGCUAUGCCUUGGCGGUCAGCCCUGAUGCCAAGGUCUGCUUUUCCUGCUGCAGCGAUGGCAAUAUCGUGGUCUGGGACCUGCAGAACCAGACCAUGGUCAGGCAAUUCCAGGGCCACACAGACGGGGCCAGCUGCAUCGAUAUUUCCGAUUACGGAACUCGCCUCUGGACAGGGGGGCUGGACAACACGGUGCGCUGCUGGGACCUACGGGAGGGCCGCCAGCUGCAGCAGCACGACUUCAGCUCCCAGAUUUUUUCCCUGGGCCACUGCCCCAACCAGGACUGGCUGGCUGUGGGUAUGGAGAGUAGCAACGUGGAGAUCUUACACGUCCGCAAGCCGGAGAAGUACCAGCUGCACCUUCAUGAGAGCUGCGUGCUGUCACUCAAGUUUGCCUCCUGUGGGCGCUGGUUCGUGAGCACCGGGAAGGACAACCUGCUGAAUGCCUGGAGGACGCCCUAUGGAGCCAGCAUUUUCCAGUCCAAGGAGUCCUCCUCUGUGCUGAGCUGUGACAUCUCCGGGAAUAACAAAUACAUCGUGACGGGCUCAGGGGACAAGAAGGCCACCGUGUACGAGGUGGUCUACUGAGGCCUCUCUUCCGUGUCCCCCGCCCGGCCCCGAGGGAGGGCCACCGGGACACUGCACCCAGCACCCCUGCCCCCGGCGACCUGUGAGUGAUAACUGCUCCCCAGAGGCCCCUCACAUCUUCCCCUCUGGGGGAGC